Fusarium verticillioides 7600 is the source of this 4989-nucleotide messenger RNA. RefSeq lists its product as hypothetical. Bases 2216 to 2539 code for a protein of 107 amino acids. Lineage: Eukaryota; Fungi; Ascomycota; Sordariomycetes; Hypocreales; Nectriaceae. The transcript is spliced from 15 exons. The record is from RefSeq and is a predicted model, not a curated record.
CUCACUUUUUCCCGCUAGAGUCAUCAUCGCUACGCUAUGCGCCGCCCCGUCUCUUAUCAAAAAUACGAUUGAAAUUAAAAAAGACAAGCCAAUGAUCUAGAAAAAAUCACGUUCUACAUGCAAUCAGAGACCCAGAGGAAUAUAUGACCAGGCCGAAUAUCACCGCCUGAAUCAGAUUUCCAGUGGAGGAGCUCCUCUGUGCUUACUCCUCGUCCUCGUCCUCGAUGUUCUUCCCAUCCUCAUCCUUUGUGACGCCCUCUUUAUCCUUGAUGAUCUUCGCCACCUCUUCUCCGUCCCCCUCUCCAUCCUCAUCCGUCUCAACCACCUCGUCCUGCUCACAGCCGCCAAGGUACCCAACACACACUCGCAUAGGAACUGCGACAGCCGGAACGUGGUAAUCCCAUCCAUCUUUAUUCCCAUAAAACACCAGCAUAGGCGACACAACCAGUUGGACAGGCAGACCAUUGAGGUCGGCUUCGCCCUCGGGGCCAACUGAUCUCAUCACGACUUGAGUGUCGAAUCCCUCGGCUUUGGCUGAAAAUGGAAAUCCACAUGCCUCCUUGGUAUUGGGGUCAUGAAACAUAAGUCGAAGAGUCUGGCGACCGCAGUCGAAGAGUAACUCGAACUCGGCAACCACGUUUGCGAUGAUUGAGAUCUCCUCUUCAAAGAGGCCUGGAUUCUCAGGGAAGUAUUGGCCAAGAGCUUUCUUCAAGAUCUUGACCACGCAUCUCGGCUCAAUCCUUGCUUCUCUGAAAUAUUGUGCUUUCCGAUUGGAUCGUUCCUUAAGGGUGUAAUAGAAACUGAUUGUGGUGAACCGCCAGUUGGGAUACUGGUACCGCAGGAAUUCCUCGUCGUGUUGGAAGUUUUUCUCUAUGGCCAAGUGAAAAAGUUCUCAUCAAUGAUCUCCCAGAUCCACCGUUCGAACAUAAACUGGCGUACAAGACGUACCUCAAAGAGCUCUCGGGCACAGGGUGAAUAUCCAAUGAACCUUUGCUGAACGGCCUCGUCAAGUCUAUCCCAGGGAAGAUCCAGAAAACCACCCAGCUUUGUGAACCCUCUAAUAUGACCACCAAAGUAGUUCCACAGUUCGAAAAGGUAGCCUUGUCUGUAACCCAAACCAACGUCCCAUUGAAGAGCCCGUUGGAAGCGGCCAAGACCCUCGGUCCUGUAUUUAUUCCGUUCAGCUUGGGCGUGUGCGUCCCUUUGCUCCAUGUCUUUUAACAAUUCUCUGCCCUGAAGAGGGAACUUUGGGGCUCCUUCUGAUGCACGGUUCGGGAAUGCAUCUUUUGACGAUGCAUCUUCUGGCGAUGGCUUUGAAAAAGUCCUUCCAUGGCGCUCUCUCCAAUCUUUUUGUUCUCCCCUUGAACCACUUCGUCCGUGGUUCCUUGAUCUUUUGACGCUCUUGCGAUCUUGGGGACUUUGUCUUGGUCAGGUUUACUGCAAGACUGCAGUCGCUUGGGUCGUCGAGGGCCAGCCAUGUUCUGAGAACAAUGAAGCGACCGCCGCUGUGUGAAAAAUUUGAAAGAAAGCAGGAUUGUUUCAAAGUCUACCCAUUUCAAAAGUGCGAGCAACCUUUCGCGUUAUGUACACAUCAUUUUCUAAAGUUGAUUGCCUCCUGGGGGGAAUACAACAUGCUGGCUUACACUAAAAUCCAAGGUAGUCUCUUGUUUCCUAACCCCCCAGAUUAUCAAAACCGGACCACCUUUGUCAUACCCGCGACACAUGACUAUGGGAGUACCGGAUAAAGGAGUGAGUUUGGGUAUGACAAGCGGCCGUGUGUGGCUGGACAAACAACGCCUCUUGCUGGGAUAGUUUCAGCUCUGUGGGCAUCCGCUGCAUUGACGAGAGACAAACAGAGACUAGCAUCAUUGGCGUUGGAGAGAAGAGGGUGAUGGAGCUCGUUUCUUUAUUGGUAGCUUGAUCCCAUCCCUGAAGCGCCUACCUAUGGAGCUAGGUGAGCUUCACGAGAGAAGCUAGUCGACGCAACGGCCUUCCGAAACUUUCAGCUGGCAUGUCCUAAAGAACUCCGAUUUGCCAAAGUCCACUUUAUGCCUGAUCAAGGAGGAGUUCAGUGGGAGGCGGCGGUAAAGUCUUGGGAGCUUUCGCUGACCUUGAAGCUAGCGUCGACUUGGGAGCUUCUUGAGUCAAAGGUGGCCGAGCAAUCUUGGGUGUAUCAGAAACACGUGGCGUGAAAGCAUUAGCCAGAGUCCUAACGAUGAUAGGCACCAGCGCAAUAACUGGCAGAGGUGCUGACAGUGGGAUGGGAGCAACUCCAGGAACAACACGGGCCGCAAAAAUCGUCACAACGACAGGAGGAGAUGCCACCACCGGGCUCUGGGCAGUUCGAGGAGAUUUUGCAGUUGACGGGAGGAUAGCGCUGCCUACCAAAGAUCGGACAUUUGGAACAAGUGCGAUCUUGGGAGUCGAUCGAACUUUGGGUGCACGACCUACACUCGGUGUCGUUCUGACAAGAGGAGCAUUGACGACGGUCGGAGCAACUUCAAGCACGGGCGCUCUGACGACAUGGGGAGUGACAUGAACUUCUGGGACCGGUAGAGUCUGCGAGACCUGACGUGAACGAGGAGCCGCAUCGGUGGUCGAAACCUGUCGAGAGCGAGGUGUGAUACCAGCACGAGAGACUUGUCGCGACCGAGGGGAUGGCAUCACAGGAGGACUCUCGAGGAUAGCAGUUUUUGGUGUGGUGACCCAACCAACUUUCACGGGGUCGCCAUCUGGUAUCUCCGUUGCAGUGGAGGUGACAGGACGGUUGAGAGUUGAAUUCGAUCCCUGACGACGAAGAGGAGUGUUGGAGCCCCGGCGGCCGAGGGUAGGCGUUGUUGGUCGACGAGUUGGAGUACUGGGACGUUCUGGCUGUCCCUUACGAAUGGGGCUGGUUCGUCGCUGAGAGGACUGUGUGCCCAUUGCAUAGCGAGGGGAGUCGGCCAUGUUGACACGGAUUCGGAGAGACUGAGAACUGCGGCAUUAUAUACCCUUCUGCAGGCUGCCAACUCAUCAUCCUCCACACUCAACCUAUCAUUCUGAAACACGCAUCGCGGGAAAGUCCGGGCGGGUGGUCGCUUUGCUUUUUCUUUGGAUGACCAUGAGGAGCAAGAAAAUACCAGCCCUUGAUACAGGACGUCUUUUUGCUAUUUAGGAUCAAGGCCCUAGGUUUUCUUUUCUCUCCUAGGAUGAGUCAACGUCAACUAUUCGUCAAUCAUAAGGCAACGAUACGCUGACCAGUAUUUCCGAAACGAGGAAAUUUGAGCAUUCAGUAUUACAGUAAUGGACAUCAUGUGUCGGUACACAUGGGCAAGCCAUUUGAUCAGAAGUCGAGCAUUUGUGCUAAAAGCUGCCACAAGAGAAAAUACCACUAGGGCGAAACUUGCGGGCAACGAGAUUGUCCCGAUGGUCUUGAGAGACAGGUUAUUCUCACCGCCCCAUUCUUGAGUGUUCAUACCAAAGAGACCGGUAAAGAAGGUCAACGGGAGGAAGAUGACUGUAAAUGUGGUAAAGAUCAUGACACUGCGACUUUGUGCACUCGCAAGGUCGGCAUGAAGCCUACUUAGCCGUACCUCGUCAACCUGUGCCUGUCGCUGGACCAUCUGAAGGAGUUUGUCGUAGUCGUUUCUUGUACUCCGAACUCUCUGAAUCAUCUCUUGCGCUUGUCUCCCAUUUGCAGUACGGUCACGCAGUUCCGGGCGAGUAUGAACCAGAAUCAAAAGUUCGUCUUCGAUAUCUCGAAGUUCAAGGAGAGCCGAUGUGUUAUCCCGGUUAUCCUCUUCUGCUCGACGGCCCUCGGCCUUAUGGCGUGCUCUGAUGGAACGAGCUUUGUUCUCAACUGGCUCGUAGGCUGACGCUUUGUCACGGAAUCCUUCGGCGCGAAAUGUUUUGAGCGAAGAGGUGAGUUUUUCGGUCUAAAGGUUAGCAAGGUUAAAAAUGAUGGCAGAGUGAUUCCGCACAGGUGACAUACUAGAACGCUGAUGGCCUCUUCAAAGAUUCGAAACACUUCCAGGUCUGGGUGCGAGGAUCUGUCGAGGAGGACUGUGACAGCAUGGAGGACUGCUAAUGCCGCCAGGUCCAGAGCAUUUUCGCAUUGUCGGGUGAGAUCGACGUUGACUUCGUUAAAGAUGCUGUCGCGAAGAUCUGCCUGCUGAUACAGAGGCCCUUCAAUAGCAUCACCCUCUCGUUUUGGGAAGAAGGAUAGUAGGGUAUCUAAAGGUCAGCUGAGUUCCAUGCAGGGAUAGAUGACUUACGAGAGUCUAUGGCCCAAAGCCACAGCUGAUCUACCAUGAGAACGUUACCGUUGAGUAUAGAGUCCUCGCAACCCUCCUCGUCUUCCCCAUCCUGGCUACUUGUCUUAGAUCGUCGACUACCGCUUCCGCUACUCCCAGAACUACUGUUUGACAUUUGUCCAUGAAGUCCUGGGCCCAAACCGGGAGCAAAUUUGAGCGGCGGAUCGUGGCCCAGAAACUCCCAAAUCACCUGUGAUUCAAGGGAAUCAGACUUUGCCACAGAUUCGGGGACAGGCCUAGCUCGUCCAUGGCCGAGACGCUGAAGGAUGAGUUCUCGUCGGCGAAUGAGUCGUUUGUACGAGUCGAAAUGAAGAUAUGGGAGGAAGAGACAAGUAUAGACCCCACCCUCUGGUUUGGGUGAUAUCGAUGACUGUUUCGAAGAUCGGCCUCGAGGUGACACUACACGGUUAGCUUGGAUUUCAAGUGUUGAGAGUGGCGCCCACGAGAAUGCCUUGUCGCCCAGAAGUCACUAUUAAACAGGGGGGCGUAGUUGCGAUUGUUUGCUGUCUGCAGAGUCUCGAAUAUUUUCUACAGAGCUAGGAUUGUUGUAUGGCAAAUGAACCCACAUAAACUUGCGAGUCUCGAUCUGAGGUUUCGAAAACGCAACAGCCUUUCGGAUAGCAACGAUCGCUUCUGGCAGCCUCGGAGAUGCAUCGAUAUCAUCAUCAUCACUGAAGCCCUCGAUUGUACUUCGACU